AUGUUCACCCGCCGACGUGUCCUUCGAGACCAGGGGCUCACUUCGGAGCAGACCGAAGUAAAAAAAGCUGCGAUUUCUCAGCCCCUGGUCUCGUCUCAGCCAACCGCCGAGGCUCAGCCUCGUUAUGAAGAGUACCAUUGCACCCUUUUCGAAAUGGUACCGGUUGGAACCCGUUCCAGGUGUCUGCCUCAAAUUGACACUCACCCAACGUAUGGCACCCUGCCAUCUGAUACGCCACCAUUCGUUCGUCGCCCGCAGCUACCCAAGUCUCGGUUCCCUCGGCCUCAGGGCCAGGUCUUCGUCGAGCCCCCUGAGCUCGGUAUCAGCGAUGAUACUGAGGCCGAAGAGCAGGUGCCGGAUGCUCUUCUUCGACGAGCGGUGUUUUCAGGAAACGCCGUCGAGACACGGGGUGCCACACCCGUACAAAAUCGCCAGGGAAGUAACGACGGCCGCGCCGGUCCCCAAGCGCCGCCGACCCUUGCUACCUACACCUCAAUAGCGGCGAUUGACCGACAGCCACGGGAAUGCUACGGUCCUGUCCAGCGGAAUUCACCGACUGCCGACAGACUCCUCGUGGGCCCGAACGAAGGUGAUAAAAUUUCCUCGCUGCCUCCGACACCCGGCAGUGCACGUUCACCUGGGAUUCGUCGAAAACCUCUCCCGAAAUCGGCCCGCCCCGUCAAGAUGCUGGAUUACUGGAAAGACGUGCCCCAUUGCGGCGGCGCGAUCCAGCAGUACGCCGAUGCUGAGAGAUUGGCAAACCCCGCCUGCGUGGACAAGGUACCGCAGCCACGACGACCGCACCGCCUGGUCAAGGGCAAGAGCAUGUUCAAUUUGGGCUCGCUCUUCCGGGGAAGUCGACCCGAGUCUGGUGCGGCCGGGGUCCGGAUUGCUAGCCAAGGGUCCUCAAUCACGAAGCCGGCAAAACUGUCAAUAUCGGACCCUGUGCCAGCCCCCCAACCAGUCCAGCCUGCGAUGCCGAAGCUGGCAAUGUCUGCGAUCAGUGUGCAGGCAGAGACCCUCCCAAGUCCGCCGGUGCAUGCCUCAACCGUCAACCAGCCUCCGGCAAACCCAAGUGUGAGUCCCACGGCGAUUGCCCUGCCGCAAGGCGGGCAAGGGGCUUCAAACCCCCAGUCGUGGGCCAGGCUCACCCAGUGCGUAAACCGGCUGGGAAAGCGGUUGGUCGAAGAAAACGACCCUGACCAGCGAAAGAAGCUGUACGCAGACUUCGUUCGUCUGAUCACCCUCCGCGCCGACGUUGCUUGUCGGGAAGAACUUCGCACCGAGCAAGAGUCUCUUCUCGUGGUGAUGCGUGCAGAAUCCUCGGGACGCCGUACCCUGGCGUCUCUACGGGCUCUCGCGCUUUACCAAGAGGAUGAGACCCUUGGCAACAUUACGGUGCCGACAGACCAGAUCGUGUCGGAGUGGUAG
Penicillium subrubescens is the source of this 1431-nucleotide messenger RNA. RefSeq lists its product as uncharacterized. The record is from RefSeq and is a predicted model, not a curated record. Lineage: Eukaryota; Fungi; Ascomycota; Eurotiomycetes; Eurotiales; Aspergillaceae. Bases 1 to 1431 code for a protein of 476 amino acids. The transcript has 4 exons.